Dreissena polymorpha is the source of this 4179-nucleotide messenger RNA. RefSeq lists its product as uncharacterized. The record is from RefSeq and is a predicted model, not a curated record. Bases 278 to 2179 code for a protein of 633 amino acids. Lineage: Eukaryota; Metazoa; Mollusca; Bivalvia; Myida; Dreissenidae. Gene Ontology annotation, molecular function: zinc ion binding. The transcript is spliced from 4 exons.
AGUCGGAAGUAAUAAAUCUCACGACUUAAACAACUUUAACAUUAGAGAUAACAAAACAGAUAUUGAAUUUGCGAUUCGGCGUACAGUAAUAGUGAUUUAUGUUUUAUUUGCAUAUCAGUUUGUGAAAAUAUAUACAAUUUGACAUAAUAGUAAAACAAGAAAUUGUACUUGUCUAUAGUUUCAAAUUUGUAUUUAAAAGAUAUUGGAAGUAUUUAUUAAACGUAAAAACAGUGAUUUUCAAAUCGAAAGAAGAAACCGGUGUAAACACAAUUUCAAAAUGGCUUCUAGACGACUUCAGGAUUCAAAUAGAGGCAAUGCAGGCGACUUUAUUGGAGAAAGUAGUGUGACACAAUCAUGUGCGCCCUGUAAGAAAACAAACAUAUCAAAAAUUGCUUCGGUUUUCUGCAAGGAUUGUGAUGAGUAUCUAUGCGAUACGUGCAAAAAUCCUCAUACUGUUUAUAAACCCGGUAAGCAUGAAAUUGUCAAUUUUCAGGACAAGAAAUCGGCGCCGGUUAUAAUCGACAUGAACGGAAUGGACAAGUGUCAUGAUCAUGGCAGAGAUAUAGAAUUUUUCUGCCAGGAUCAUUCUAAGCUCUGUUGCAGUUCAUGCGUUCUUAUUCACAGGAAAUGUGACCAAGUGAAUGAAAUAGCCAAAGUAUCCGAACGAUCAGGACCCCAGCUGCACGUAUUUAAACAAUUGUUGAUAAAAUUGCAAUCCGAGGCUGAGGCUAUUAUAGCAGAGUGUAAGCAGUCGGAGACUAGUUUAAAUGAGUCUAUUGCAAAGAUUUCUUUAGAGGUGGAUAAAAUGAGAAAUCGUGUCAUAAAACUAUUUGAAUACGCCAAGCAGAAAUUAAUUACUGAAGCAAACGAAUUUAAAACUGCAGAACUUAAGCAAAUUGGGAAUAAACGUGAUUCCUUGUAUAAAGCUAUAGAGGAAAUAAGUAAAGACUUUUCGAUGUGUGGUAACGUUUUAGAACGCGGAACGCCCAGUCAACAAUAUAUUUAUUCGGAACUUAUGAAUGAGAAACGGAAAACAAUAGAAUCAAACAUAUAUGACCAAAGAAAGAUUAAAGUUGCAUCAACAGUCACGGUGUCUUUUUCAAAAAAGCUGACCUCAUUCCUUGAGGUGGGAAGCAAUUUCAUGCAUCUGAAUUAUGAUGGCGACAAUACAGAAGCUCAGGACAAAGACAAUGAGCAAGAACGACAACUUCCGAAAACGCCACAGUCUCCGAUAACCUCCCCCGAAGAACCUGUUUCAAAAACGCAGCCGCUAAACAGUACUUUUCCAAGCUUCCAUUCGAAGAUAAAUAAAAGUGUUUACUUGUCAAUGGGUUACCAGUCACCACCCCCACGUGAUAUGACUUCAUCGCUGAAAUUUGGGACCAAAUCGCCAUCGGUGCCGGAAAGUAAGAGCAGUAGGCCUACGUUCAUAAAUACUUACCCGGAUGUAAAACAGCUGUCUCUUAGAAAGCCACAGUCACCUGGCGGUCGACCAAUAGUCUUCGAAGAUAUCUCAUGCCCGGACUUUCAAAUGGACGCCACAUCGGCGCAUCACGAUCGGGAAGUAAGCUCGGACGGACGAACGCUCAGAAACAAGAAGACUGACAUCUUUGGCGGAAGUACCAUCGAUCUUGACAACGGCCUUGCCCAGUACAAAGGCGCCAUAGGCACGUUCGCUAUUAAGGAUCAGGGUAAAGUAUACUUCGAAGUCGAUGUUGUCUACAACAUACAGCAACCGCUGGAGGAAACAUGGCUCGUGUUCGAGCUAGGUCUCUGUCGCCUUGAUGACGUAGAUUUGCAUCAUACCGUCGAGCGACACGAACACGCGCGCUCAUUCUACGUUGCAAGGUACCCGGAGGACGGUAAACUGACGCAGGAAUUCUGGCACAACAGGGAGCUUCUUUCUUUUAGUCCACUCUCAGACAACAGUCCGGGAAUCGAGGUAAGGAUAACAUACGGAAUGCUUGUCGAUACGAAGAAAAAGAAAUGGACGAUCGCCGACUGUAAUAAUAAUAAAGUUCUGCACAGUUUUGAGAUGCUAGAUUUCAGCGAGGAACUGUAUCCUGUAUUCGGAUGCUACAAUCCGGAUUUGUGUACGGUUGAAAUGACUUUGAAGACCGGAAGUGAAAUAACAAUGGUACCACAGUGCAUCCGCCAACCUGGAUUCAGAUCGCCAUAAAAGCGUUUUAAACAAAAAAUGCCGAACAAAAGUUGACCAUACACAUUUACCCGUGCUGUACAUGCCUUUCCAUACAUCAACAUUGUCGAUAUAAAUACACCAGAAAACGUUUAUAGAAUAGCGAUCACGGAUCGCGAAUGAUGCUUAACUGUGGAGUAAAUCGUAAAAUACGAAUCAUUUUUUCUUAAUCAUAUGAAUGAUUUGUUCAUUUACUCGCCUUGUAAGAAAAAAACGAAUUAUUAACAAAGGUUGUUAUUAUUGUGUGUUUUUUUUCGAUGAUUUGUUUUACCUGAUUCUAAUAUUCUUCACAAAGGACUGUUCUUAAGACACAAAACACUCUCAGUCGUACAACGUAUUUUUGUAAAAUGUAUGUGUUAAUGUUGUAGAUUUUGUUUUAGAUACGUGAGAUUUCUUAAAAAAUGUUCUGAUUACUGCCAUAUAUGUUGUUGACCGUGAUAGCGUUUGAUGUUAAAAUUAUAAUACUGUUUUAGAUUUUGCCCAUGCAUUAAGUUCAGUUGCAGGAAAGGUAAAUAUACCAUUACUGGAUAGAAUUUCUCUGCAGCUACAUUAUGAUCAACUGCAUGACUGAAUACAAGAUUUAUUUGAUACAACCCACAAUUUAUUAUUUGGAAUGUUUGUUUGUACGUGAUGCGUUGUUUUUAGGGAUGCAAGAGGUUAACCGGUUAACCGAUUAACCUACCGAAACGACCAGUUAACCGGUUACGUUUUCGGGAAAAGGUUAACCUGGAAAAAAAAAUUUGAUUAUGUUUUUUUCAUGGAAUAAUUCGUAUGAUUUUUAUUUUUUUCGCGUGACAUACUGCCAACUUGCGCUGGCGACAAACAUACGUAACUAUCAGUAUUUAAGAACAUUAGUUACAUAGCUAUUAAAUAAAUGUAUUGAUUAUAUUAAACAUUCAACUUACAUAUCGUGCAAAAUUAAUUAAAUUUGCAUUCGUGUCCUUCAUUUUACCCACAUAUUUUAAUUGUAUAAUGAAAAUCAAACGAUACUACUUCGGCUACAAACGCUACAAACAACAAAAUAUGCAAGUACCGAAUAAGAAGAGAUGCGGAUUCGUUUAACACACAUGACCCACUUUACGUCGAAUUGAAAGGAAAAAAACAACAUUUCUAUAUUAAGCCAAUUUGAGUUUCAAAAAUUAAAACAGAAUAAACAAAGGAACGCACAAUUUUUGUGAGCGAUACGAAGCGAACGUAAUAUAAGCGGCCCAACCCAAAAUAAGUAAAUAAGUUAAUACCACGUGAAAAUGAACAUUGUGUAGUUGUUUAAUUUUGUACUCUUAUGCAUUUACGCAGGAAAAAUAAAUACAAUAUAUAGCAUACAUUUACAAAAUUAUUAAAUAAAUUCAACAAUACAUUUUAUUACGAAACUGGCAUGCUAUCAACGCAAGCGAUUUCAAAUUUGAAAUUACUUUUGUUUCUACAGAGCGGUUCGAGCGGUAUUAAAUUGUUUACGUACUCUAAAUCAUUUUCACUACUUAAUGCGUUUCGGUUAACCGGUUAAUAACCGGUUACGGGAAAAGGUUAACCGGUUAAUGAUUUUUGUAACCUCUUGCAUCCCUAGUUGCUUUCCGUCCAAUUAAAAAUGUUCAGUGUUAAUUUAUUAUAUUUAUCAUAUUAUGUGUAAGCUAUUCUAUGUUAAUGUAUAUUGUACGUUGCUAACUUUACUGAUAAUCUAGCAAGUAAAUACUAUGAAACGUCCAUGUGUACAUGUUUGUUGCUAAAUGUACAAAUAUUUAUUUAACUCGGUUUUGUUAGGAUCAAGCUAGUUCUUGGUUUUGAAUGAUCGUGUUUUUAAUGUAAAUAUGAAAAAUAUUUUGCAUUUAUGAUCUUAGUGUUUGUGUAUGCUGCUUACUUGCUUAAGUGAUGUGAAUCACGAACAUAUUUGACCGAUAUAUACAAAUGUAUCUGAUUGUGAUAAAACAUAUAUUUUUCCAUAGAUUUAAUUAAAAAACCUUUGUAAUAAAUGCCCACAUACGUCU